GUUAAUAUAUACGUGGUAGGUAAGCUUUAAUGGCCAUGACCUUCAUCGCCAACAGCGACAUUCGGUCUCAGAAACCCAAUCAAUAAUAUACAGAACUCAAAUCUUCAUACUAGACGCUAACCACGGCUAAAUGUCGUCGUGCUUCCAAACAAUACGACGGAAUCUAUUUCUCCGUCGUUGGGGAAAUCUCCACACACAGCAUAAUGUUUUCAAGGAGCACAGAAUAAAUACCCGAUUCGACGCCGAUGUCACUUUUUACUUGGGCAAUUCGUCGUCUUGGCAUCCAAUGUACUCUCACCGGAGGGAGCAUACUAUAUCCUGAUAUUCGCGAAUGAUGCUGGCGAAAAUGAGAUUCACGUUACUAUCCGCCGUGCUAUGGGCGACGACAUGCGUAGUCGGGUCCCCGCUAGAUGUCACAAAGUUAGAGAAGAGACAAGAUGCUGAUUCUCACUGGGUCGCUACGUGGACGUCGAUGCCACAGCUGGUUGAACAGAACAACCUGCCUCCGUCUCCCUUCACGGGAUCAGGCGUUUUCAAGGACGCCACGCUUAGACAAACACUGCACAUGUCCAUCGGAGCCGAGAGAAUUCGUAUCCAGAUCUCCAACACGUUUGGUGGAAGUGUGUUGCCUAUCACAGCCGCAUCCCUAGCUUUUCCCACAGGUGGAGAGGCAGGCGUCAAUGGCAUCGACACCACGACUCUCAGGCCGCUCACCUUCAAUGGCUCGAGCUCGGUGAACAUCCCUCGAGGUCAGGUAGUUUAUACGGACCCCAUCGACGUGAAGAUAGCACCGCAGUCAAUGAUCACAGUGACCCUCUACUCUCAAGCCGGCCAGUCAGGCACAAGUAUCACAGGCCAUCCCGGCAGCCGUACAACGUCAUGGAUGCAACAAGGGAACCACGUCAACGCCUCCACCGUGACCGGCGCAAGCACAGCGCACUGGUACUUCCUCACGGCCGUCGAGGCCUGGGCUCCCAAGUCAACCGUAGCCUUGGUGAUCCUCGGCGAUAGCAUCACAGAUGGACGUGGUAGCAUAGACAACAAGAAUAACCGAUGGCCCGAUCUCCUUCUCGCGCGGAUGCAGAAAGAGAAUAUCACUCACAUCGCCGUAGUGAACCAAGCAGCAGGCGGCAACACAGUGCUAACAGGUGGUCUCGGACCACCGCUGCUCCAACGCUACAAGCGCGACCUACUCUCAACAGCAGGCGUUAAAUACGGGCUAAUCUUCGAGGGGGUAAACGACAUCGGCGGCGCGUCCGCAGACUCAGGCACACAGUCGCGGAUUAGUAGCGGUCUACAGUCCGCCUUCAAGACGAUAUCGACAGAGGCCAAGACGGCAGGGAUAACGAUGUUCGGGGCGACGAUCACGCCGUUCGGGGGCAGCGGGCAGGCAUACAGCAACCCGACGCGCGACGCGGCGCGACAGACGGUGAAUAAAUGGAUCUUGGCCGGCGGCGACGGGAGUUAUGCCGCCUCGAUCGAUUUCGCUAAAUUCCUCGCGAACCCGUCGACGCCGGCAAAUCUCGCCUCGGCAUAUGAUGGGGGUGAUCACUUACAUCCUAAUGUGGCGGGUUAUCAGGCUAUUGCGGAUCAGUUUCCUCUCGCUAUUUUUACACAGUUUUGAGAAUGUGAGGAAGAGUGUAAUGAUCAUGUUCGG
This is a messenger RNA of Xylaria bambusicola, 1657 nucleotides long. RefSeq names its product SGNH hydrolase-type esterase domain-containing protein. The record is from RefSeq and is a predicted model, not a curated record. The coding region runs from base 332 to 1624 and encodes 430 amino acids. The transcript has 3 exons. Lineage: Eukaryota; Fungi; Ascomycota; Sordariomycetes; Xylariales; Xylariaceae.